Molecule: messenger RNA, 3339 nt
Organism: Dreissena polymorpha
Lineage: Eukaryota; Metazoa; Mollusca; Bivalvia; Myida; Dreissenidae
Exons: 3
Coding region: 331-2583 (750 amino acids)
Molecular function (GO): protein binding
Source: RefSeq, a predicted model, not a curated record
UAUCUGUUCUUGUUGAAAUCUUUUAUGAGGUAAUGUUCAAAGAUCCCUCUAAGGCCGUCUGACACACGGUUUAGUUAAAUCUAAUAAAAAGCGAUCAUUGAAAGUAGUGUUUUACAAAAAAGGUUCGAAAAAGGUACACUUUGUUUUGGUGGCAAUUACAGUUACAAUUACAUUUUACAUGAUAUGUAAGUGGUAGAAACUUGCUCAAAUUUGUUAUCAAAACAGGAUUAACACGUCAUUUACCGUUGCCAGACAACUGGUCCUAAAAAAGAAAAGUUAUUGAAGUUGCAACUCACCCGAUGAGUUCCUCGCAAAAAUCUGCAAGAAAAAAUGCCUAAUAUAUACAAAGGAAAGGGAAUGACAGCAGUCAAAGAAGCUCAUGUGCGGAGAGCUUUAGAAAGCAAUAAUGGAAACAAGAGCAUUGUGACGUCCGCGGCUGUUGCCAAAGCUCUGAGUGACAUUGGCGUCAAUGAAGAAACGAUUCAAUGGAGAAGGACAACGCAGUUGUAUAUGGAAGCUUUGCAAACUAUCAAUCAACAGGCAAGGGGCGAGGAUUCCGAUGUAUAUCAUUUAGGAAGCCAAAGCGAAGGUUCUACGACAGUAGGUAUGAACUCAGACUACGAUUGUCUGGAGUGCUAUAGAGAAGUGCCAGUGAUUCAGAAUACCGCUGACAGGCAGUUUGAGAAAGAGCAGCUACUUGUGGUUACAGACAUGUCACCCCCGCCUCAGUGUUGCUGUCUGCAAUGGCUCAAGCCUGAUUAUUCUAUAACUUUGACUGAUAGAACGUUUCCGCAUCUUCAUAUUGAUGCUCAUGGGCGGGUAUUCCUGAGAAACAUUGUGAUGAAAAUGUAUAUAACACCGUUCUUCAAAAGAUGGGGUCGUGACUAUAUCCAACACGGUCCUUCGCUAACCAUCGACGAUACUGUAGAUAUGGUCUACGCAUUUCAUUGUGCAAAACUGCCUGAAGAUUGUCAAUAUAUUUUCCGGAGACCAAAGCCUGGGCAUUGGCCUUCCCCAGCAUUGUUAAACCAGCUAAAGGAUAGCGGGGUAUUCCUUGUUUCGACUGCGCAUGUUGAGAACACAGCACACUGGGACCCUCGCCAACACAUAGGAAUAUUAAAAGUGCGAACAUUCGAUAAGUCACAUGAGCUUUAUUGGAGGUUAUCUACCAAUUCGAUGGAGCGGCUUUUGAUGUUCGACCUCUCAAUGACGCAAAUGAAAGUGUACGUACUCAUGAAAAUAAUCAAUAAAGAGUUUUGCAAGCCGCUAGUUGGAGACCGUUUAAGCACGUUUCACUUAAAAACUACGUUGAUGUAUAGCGUGGAAAUGUCACCUCAACACAUCUGGAAAGAUGAAAAUCUUAUCCAAUGUUUAAAAUUAUGUUUGACGACAUUAAGAAGGUGGUUAAAUGUGCGAUAUUGCCCUCACUACACAACGGCAAAUGUGAAUUUGUUUGACGGUAAACUUCGAUUGAACGAGUUUCCUGUUUUGAUAGAAUUGUUCACAGAUAUUAUCCGUGACGAUUUGUUUUGUUUGUAUAAUGUUGAAAUGGACGACCUUGGUCACCGUAUAUCAUCGCAUUCCCCAGAUAGUACAAGUGGGCGUCAUUUCAAAGAACUGGAUAUCGUUGUUGCCAACCAUAUGUUUAAUAUUCGGGUCGCUUUCUCAUGCACAAAUUUUUACUUAGUUUUUAGGUUACAGCUUGUAGAAGAAGAUACAUCACAACUUAUAAACGACCAUGCCCGGUACAUUCAAAAGCUUGAGACUAUUAAUAAAACCAGCACGGGACACAUUCGUUUAGCAGUCUCUACUACAUUACCAUUUCAUUAUUCCAUUCAAGCUGCAAUGAAAGCAUCGCUCUGUAUCGUAAAUAAUCUAACAUUACCGCAAGAGAUAUUCACUUUGUGUGAUAAGUCUCUGAUGUCCGACGUGACGUCGAGUCGCCUUAAGUUGGCUUCGAUAUAUUUCUCUGUAUGGCGUUUUAAAGAGGCUGCUGCAAUUCUUAAGCAAGCAGACGCUCUUAUUUCUAACAAAAUAAUAUAUUUUAGCCCUUUCUUUUGUUAUAAAAACCCUAAGUUUGGUUCAGAGAUAAUGGGAGGCCGAAAAGAGUUCAUAGACAUCUUGCAAAAAAAGGUUGCUGUGUGUACGAUUUUUAGCAGACACGACAUGAAUUGUGUUCCUGGGCAGCUUGUUGCCGAGUUCUACAGAACAGUAACGGUAGAGGAUGCAAGUUGCCGGCUUCUCAGCGAUUACUGGAUGGACCUUGCAGUGGUUGAUUCAUUGCCAUAUUUGUAUUACCUACAGUAUUUAACAUUUCGAACUACCGGAUUAAUCAGCGACAAAGACAGUGCGUUUAAGAAUCUCCAUUAUCACGUUAUUUCCAAAGAGUCAGAAAUUCGUCCAUAUCAUAUCGAAACCUCAUUAAAUCUGUUAGGACAUUGCUGUGAGCUGGAAGGCAAUUUGUCAGAAGCUUGGCGUGCCUAUAAGGACUCAGUGAAACUUCGACCCCAGAAUAACGCAGCUUACUGGCACAUGUUUAGGAUUAUUGGAGGGCUUAUUUAUGGGCUUAGAAUGUUAUCCUAGCGACAUUCUGCUACACAACGGUGCAAAUAUGCAUGACAAAGGGAGAAUAUAAAUAUGAAUAUUUGACAUAGUUGAAUGUUGAUGAGAGAUUUUCUCUUUGUGAUGUCUAGUUAUUGUCAAUAUUCAGUUUGACUCAUGAUUGCAGCGCAGAUGCAGUUGAACAUAAUCCUGUUCACAUUAACCAUGUAGUCGUAUUGCCAUCUUCUGAAAUUAGUAGCGAAGAGCUGAUACUUAAUUACGUAGACAUUCUUAUGAAUAUCUAUUUACAUUUUUCUGUACAGUGCUUACCUGUUCAUUGUGAUUUCUGUUAGAUUUAUUAAACCUUAGGGUCGUACCAAUAAUGUACUACAGGUUAGGUUUGUCGAGACGCUCUUUUAAGGAAAAGCUUUCAAUAAGUAUCUUUUUAGAUUUAUCAACUUUCAAAAUGGUUUCAUUAUACCGACAUUGCACACGUUUCUUCAAAUUGCUGUAAGAGGCAUUUUUACUGAUUCAAUCAGUACUUAAUGGUUUUAGAACUGUAAAACGAUAUGUAUUUUUGUUCUUUCUUUGCUCAUUUCUGAUUGCCAUGGUAUUCUAAAUCGAAAAUCAAAGUGACGAAAACGUACCAAACAAUUAUUCUCUGACAUUCCAAAUAGCCUCAACCGUUUUCCCCAUUUUUUUUUCAUGACCAUUUAAUAACAAAAACCAUUCGUAUGUUCCUAAAUAUUUAUAAAGCAAGAUUUAUUUUGUAAAUAUGUAUUCUUAUGAUGCGCUAAU